Molecule: messenger RNA, 2304 nt
Organism: Microthlaspi erraticum
Lineage: Eukaryota; Viridiplantae; Streptophyta; Magnoliopsida; Brassicales; Brassicaceae
Source: the annotation of a GenBank genome assembly
AUGGCAAAUAUAACCCACACUUAUAACUACGGAGGAGUAGAUUGGAUCUGCGAGCGAUGGGUCGGUGCAAGCUCCAUGGGAAUUGGUCGCGGAGAGAACCCCAUCAACUUUGCUCUUCCCCUUCUUCUCCUUCAGAUUUCUGUCGUCUCCUUAUUUUCCGCCUUUUUUCAGUUUCUUCUUCGGCCUUUCGGAAAAUUUGCAUUCCUCACUCAGAUCGUGGCUGGGAUCUGCCUAGGACCGUCAGUGAUAGGACGUAACAAGCAGUACAUGUCGACAUUUUUCUACACGAGAAGCGUCUUCAUAAUCGAAUCCUACGAAGCCAUUUGUUUCCUUUUCAUUUGCUACAUCACAACAUGCCAAGUAGACACGAGGAUGAUCAAGAGAGUAGGCAAAUUAGCAUUCAUCAACGGCAUCCUGCUUUUCCUCAUACCUUUCGUGUGGGGCCAAUUCGCUGCCAUCUUGAUCUCCAGGAAGCUCGGAGGUGGGCCCGUAGGGGUCCCUCCUGCGGAGUUCCACCACGUGGCGAUCGUGGAGUCGACCAUGUUCUUUCAGGUGGGAUACGGAGUGUUGUCGAGCCUAAAGAUGUUGAACACAGAGCCAGGGAGGUUAGCGCUCGCCUCCAUGAUGGUGCAUGACUGCCUCUCGUGGAGCUUCUUCAUGCUUAACAUCGCCAUCAAAAUUAACGUGACCUUACCGGACAAAAACCGGGCCAUUUUAUUGUCGGCCUCACAGAUGCUAAUGAUAGUGUCAAUAGUAUACGUGUUCCGACCAAUGAUGCAGUGGAUGAUGAAGAGAACACCCGAAGGACACUCUCUCAAGGCCUCGUAUCUCUCUGUUGUGUGUGUUUUGCUCUUCAUCUGCGCUCUCUGGGCUGAAUUUGUGGGCUUACCAUACUUCUUUGGCGCCGUCGUCUUGGGUCUAGCCACCCCAAAACGGCCCCCUCUAGGCACAGGACUCUCGGACAAGAUGGGUUGUUUUGUGUGGUCCGUCCUCAUGCCUUGCUACAUCAUCGGGAUCGGCUACAAUAUAAAUCUCUCACUGUUUUCCUUUAGAGAUAUCAUCCGUUAUGAGGCCCUUUUUUUGGUGGUCCGGUGCGCCAAAGUCGUGGCCAUUACAUUGCCUUCCCUUUACUAUAAUGUGCCACUCUGGCACGCCAUUCUUGUUGGGCUUAUAGUCAACAUCCAAGGAAUCUACGACGUUCAAAUCUACAAACAGAACUUCAAUUACUCGAAAUUAUCAAGCAAGUCUUUCGGAGCAAUGGUGAUGUCAGCAUUGGUAAACUCAACAAUAUUAAUAGUGAUAGUCAAGAAAGUGUACCAAACCAUGAGCAAACGCAACCCUUACAAGAGACGCACCGUUCAACACUGCCGCAUCGAGGCUCCCUUGCGGAUCCUCACCUGCUUCCGGAACCGGGAAGCGGUCCGUCCGGUGCUGGACCUCGUGGAACUCUCUCGUCCAGUCAUCGGAUCUCCUCUCUCGGUCUUCGCCAUCAAUCUGGAAGAGCUGAACAACCACAGCCUUCCUCUUCUGAUUCAUCACACGCAAGAGAUAAGCCCAUUCCUCGUGCCUAGCCGAAGAGACCAGAUCGUUAAGGCCUUUCACAACUACGAGAAGUCCAAUCCGGAGACCGUGUUGAUAGAAUGCUUCACGGCGGUGGCCCCGAGGAAGACGAUGCACGAGGACGUGUGCGCCAUUGCAUUUGACCAGGAGACGGACCUUGUGGUCCUGACUCUUGAUGCUGGGAUCGAGUCGUGGGAGAGGCAGUUGUGUCGGAAUCUCCUGCAGAACUGUCCCUGCUCAGUCGCGCUUUUCAUCGACAGAGGAAGGCUCCCAGACUUCAGGUUCGUUCCGAUCAAAAAGCUAAGCAUCAACGUCUGUGCUGUCUUCUUAGGAGGACCAGAUGACCGAGAAAUGCUUGCGUAUGCUACACGCUUGGCGAACCAUCCCAGCGUCGAUCUUCAUGUCUUCCGGCUCGUGGACCAGAACGGCGUCUCCCCUCUCAGAGACAUGGUCGAGAGAAAGCACGACAUGAGAGUCAUCAACAUGUUCCGCAAAGAGAAUUCCGACAAAAACAUCAUCUUCCGAGAGGUAAGAAUAGAGGAAGCGGUGGAUCUGAUGGAGUUGCUGAGGAAGGAAGGAGACGACUUCGAUCUGAUGAUGGUCGGGAUCAGACACGAAGAGAAUCUAAUGAUGCUGGAAGGAAUGUCAGAAUGGAGCGACAUGAAGGAGUUAGGAGAGGUUGGAGAUUUGUUGAUCUCCAGAGAUCUCGAGCUCUCUGUUUCGGUUCUCGCUGUCCAGCAAUGA